Molecule: messenger RNA, 705 nt
Organism: Pleuronectes platessa (European plaice)
Lineage: Eukaryota; Metazoa; Chordata; Actinopteri; Pleuronectiformes; Pleuronectidae
Gene: rsph1
Product: radial spoke head component 1
Exons: 8
Coding region: 1-705 (234 amino acids)
Biological process (GO): spermatid development; axoneme assembly
Cellular component (GO): motile cilium; nucleus
Source: RefSeq, a predicted model, not a curated record
AUGUCUGAUGGUGAAUCUGAUGAGUUUGAGGAUAACACCAGUAAACUUGGGGAAUACGAAGGGCAGAGAAAUGAUGCAGGGGAGCGACAUGGAGGCGGUAAAGCUAUCCUGCCCAACGGGGACAAUUAUCAGGGACAGUAUGAGUUUGGCAAAAGAUGCGGAAAGGGGACAUACCGCUUCCAGAAAGGGGCGAGAUAUGAGGGAGACUAUAAAAAUAACCUAAAACAUGGAGAGGGCAUCUUCUACUAUCCAGAUGGCUCUAAAUAUGAAGGCUCCUGGGUAGAGAACAUGAGACAUGGUCAUGGUAUCUACACUUACGCCAACGGAGACACGUAUGAUGGAGAGUGGCUGAGUGAUAUGAGGCACGGUCAGGGCAUUUACCACUACCAAGAAACUGGCUCAAAGUACAGGGGCUCAUGGGUGAAUGGCCAAAUGGAGUCGGCGGGAGAGUACCUCCACUCUAACCACAGAUACGAGGGAAACUUUACCAACAACAAACCCUACGGCCCGGGGAAGUACGUGUUUGAUAUUGGGUGUGAGCAGCACGGUGAAUUCCUCCAAAUUGAAAAAGGGGAGGAUCUAUCUGACAUGGAGUGGGGCGAGUCGGGGCCCCCCACCACACUCAAGUGGGUUCCCAAGAGCAUCACCAACGAGACAGCUGGGGACAGAGAUACAGCUUCACAAGAAGAGGCUGAAGAGAUCUGA